GAUGAUGUUCCUGUGUAUGUCUCUACUGCUUCUCUUCAGCUUUAUGGAAUCUCAAGCAGAGCGAUUAGAGGUGGUUGGUCCAGAAGCUCCUCUUGUUGCUGUAGCUGGUGAAGAUCUGGUUCUUCCCUGUUUUAUCAAACCCAACACCAGCGCUGUGCACAUGAGUGGAGUGGUUCAGACUAGAUGUAGAAGACUCAUUAGUGCAUCUCUAAAGAUCAUGAAGACAAAUAUGAAAAGCAGGCACAGUCCUACAGAGGAAGAACUUCACUAUUUAAACAGGAGCUACAGAAAGGCAACGCUUCACUCAAACUCUCAUCUCUCCAAGUCUCUGAUGAAGGAAAAUACAAGUGUCUUGUUGAGGAAAACUCAUGUUCUGGGAAGCCAUCCAGUGAUCACGAUGGAGAGUUAUGAUCAUUCAGGUGGGAUUAAUCUAGUGUGUGAGUCCAGAGGCUGGAACCCUGAACCUGAGGUUCUGUGGAUGAACAGAGAAGGAGACACUCUGCCUGCUGAAGAUACACAGAUACACAGAGACACUGAGGGCUUCAGUGUGAAACGCCACAUCACUGUUUAUGAUUAUAGCGACUCCAACAAGUUUUACUGCAGACUUCUACAAAAACAUCACAUGAUGGAGACAGAGGUCAACAUUAAUAGUGAAGUAUUUGAAGCGUGGAAGGGCGUUGUCAUCAGUAUUAUAAUUUUAGGGUUGAUAACUACAGCUGGAUUCAUUUUAACCACUACAUGUGUCUAUCAAAAGACAGUAACUCUGAGAAUAAUGGAAAAGCAAGAGUUUGAAAAGAAAAUUAAAUAUGCAGUGGAUGUGACUCUGGAUCCUGAUACAGCAAGUCCCAAACUCAUCCUGUCUAAUGAUAGAAAACAAGUCACACAUGAAGACACAAAACAAGAUCUCCCUGAUACCCCACAGAGGUUUGAUUACAGCCCCUGUGUACUAGGGAAGCAAAGUUUCUCUUCAGGGAGAUUUUAUUAUGAGGUGCAGGUCAGAGGGAAAACUAAGUGGGAUCUUGGAGUGGCCACAGAGUCCAUUAACAGGAAGGGGAAGAUUACACUGACUCCUCAGAAUGGAUUCUGGGCUGUGGUACUGAGGAAGGGGAAUCAGUAUAAGGCUUGCGCCGGUCCCUCUGUCCCCCUCACACUGAGAGAGAAUGUGGAGAAGGUGGGGGUGUUUGUGGAUUAUGAGGAGGGUCUGGUCUCCUUUUAUGAUGUGAUGGCAAGGUCUCAUAUCUACUCUUUCACUGGCCAGUCUUUCACUCAGAAACUAUAUCCUUUCUUCAGUCCUUGUAAUAACAAAAAAGGUCUAAAUUCAAUUCCACUGAUUAUCCAAAGUGACUUUGCAGUUUAGGCUUAAAGGGAGUUGCUCAAGGGGCCAAACUGAGACAGCUUGGUGCAGCUGAGAUUUAAAAUUAAACCUUGAGAUCAAUAGCCCAGAACCUUAACCACAUUCAUUCACACAAUUGCCUUUUGCUACUGAAGUUCAACAUAGGAUAUAACUGUAAUGUAUAAAAACAUAUUGCUAGGUGUCCCAAACACCUGUAUAUAUUUUUAAUGAAUACAUUUUAUCAGGAUCUAUACUUGUUCUAAUUUAUAUCUUUAAAUUAAUCAGUAAAUGCCUUUUACACCCGCUCCAGUUCUGGCCUGAUCACUUUCCCUGUUACACUCAGACCUCUGCCCCGGAUACAGAAGAAAACAGAACAAAACUGUACCUUUCCUUGUCAUUUGAAAUGACAAUGAAACACACACAUAUUUUGUACCUUUUAAUAUGUAUUUUGUAAUAUGUUGUAAAUACAAUUUCCCCACAGAUGCUUCCAGGCAAUGCUGUGCUGCCUGCAUUGUGACCAGGUUCCAUUAUUUGACUCAAUGCAAUGACUGACUUAGAUUAUCUUUUUUAAUUUAGUUUUAGUUUAGCUUGCUUUGUAAUAAGUGUACCAAGUGUACAACAAUAUAUAUAUCGGUAACCUGAAACGUUAGCUAUGUAAAGGGUCCUGGAGUUUUCUGUUCUUAAUUCUAAAGACAAACUGCCAUAACUAGUUCUGAAUGGAUAACUACAAUAUGGACACAACUCAGACGUUACUUCCAUAUCUCUCAUUGCCAAGUUAUCACAUCUCAGCAAUAUGCUGAGCCUUAUAUUUGUAAAAUCACUUAGUUGUCCUUAGCCCAAAUGUAGUGUAAAGGAACAAAAUGCUGUGCAACUUUCCUCACUUUCACUCGCAUUUAUAACAGUCUGUCACAACGUGAGGGUUCACAACAAACUCAGCGGGAGGAUAUGCAAGUGAAUGUAACGUUAAUGGUCAAAAACUGGAGCUGAUGUUAGCCUAGCCUACUUCAUGGGUGUGCAAAUAUCAACAGUUAAUUGACGUUCUUAAGAACAAACCAAGCAAUGGUUUGAUGCCCUCUAUACUAAGCUAAGGUUACCUACUCUUUAGGUAUCUAGUUACUUACUGUCCGGAAAAAAAGCUUGUAUGUUCUGCUGCACUUUUCUACGCUUGGCUGCUGUCUCCAUUUCUUACAGACUGAGCUGCUAAAAUAUACCAACCAAUUUGCGUUGAGUAUGGGCGCAAACAAGUGUACAAUUGGAGGGGAGCACACACCUGUUUUCCUUAACAAACGGAAAUAUAUUAAAAAGGAAUGUACAUAAAUAAAUUGAAUAAAUGAAGAAAAGACAGAUCCGUUGGCAGGGUUCAUUAAAGGGGGACAUAUAGAAAAUAUUUUGUACUGUAUAUUGGGGGGACAGAUUGUUAUUUCUUCAACAUUCGGGAGGGCAUGUUUGUUAAAUAUUAUUAUUUGAUUAUCUAGCACUUCCACCAUACAAGUCCCUAAAUCAUAACCAAGGAAUGAUAACAGGAUUUCAUUAUUAGUAGUAGUAGUAGUCGUAGUAGUAGUAUUGCAUUAAUUUAAAUGUGUGAUUUUAAUUGCAACUGGAACUACUAUAGCCCUGAUAGCAGCCCUUGCUGUUACAGAAAAUGAAUUAACGCCUUCUGACCAAUCAGAUUCAAGAUUUCAACAGCACUUGUAUGCAAAGUUUGUCUUUGGUAAUGCUGAAAUGAUACACCAUCACACACGUGACGUAUUUUUAUCUUUCACCCAUCAGAGAGACCGAUAGGGGGAACUGUUGUAACAUUUUUAGUGAAACGAAAGUGAAACUGAUUUGAAUUACAAACAUUUUUGUCGGUUCCUUGGGCUAAAGGUUUCACUACUACUACUUACUGUUGCAUUCUGGGACCCCAAACAAACAUACUAAGGUAAGUUACUGAUGGAGGCUACUGUUUAAUGGAUGUGAUACUUGAACACAAAUUAAGUAAGCUAAGCUUCAAGUUCUGGAUUAAUCUUGAAAAUUCAGGGACACUUGGCAUAGACAUAAAUGCAUAAUGUUUACAUAGAGAAAUGUAAAGUUAUAUGCAGUAAUUCUAUGUAUUUCAAUAAUUAUAUGGUCUGUUGUUUCAUUUGGCAAGUUAAUGUUAAAGGAAUACUUUUCUCCAAAAACAGACUCAACAGGAAGAAUGUUUUUAGGAGGGUAUUUUCACAGCUAGAAACCUCUUUAAAUGUAAUAAUAAUAAUAAUAAUAAUAAUAAUAAUAAUAAUUUCUUUUUUCCAUACUUUUCAUAGACCCUCUCCCAAACAUAAUCAAACUAUUCAAAUUUUAUGCUUAUUAUUUAAUGUGUAAUAUAAUAAUUUGGGUAUUUAUUGCAGCCAUUGACGUUUUAUUUCUGAAAUAUUCCACAGGCUAAUAUAAGAACUCAAUAACAAAUACAGUCAUUUUGAUAAUAAUAGUGGUGAAUGAUAUCCACCUCUGUAGCAAAUUAUUUUUUUUACAUUUCACAGACCACUGGACCGCAUUUUUUAAACCAACUAGUGUUCAAAUGAAUUAAGGUAGAGGAGAAGGAAAACAAACUGGCACAACAUGUGCAUAAGGACUACUUACUCUUGAUCCAUUUUACUUAUAAUAAUCAAACAAAUAACUUCAGGUUACAACAAAAAAAUAAACCAGAUUUCAAUAUGUAGUCAAGAUGUGGUUGUAGAUGUUACUGAAUUAUAGGGUGCAUUAUUUUUUUCCGACCUGAAUGUUGGUUUACAUUUUGGUAAAAAAAAAAAAAACAACAAUAAUAAUAAUAAUAAUAAUAAUAAUAAUAAUAAUAAUAAUUAAUUAAUUAAUUAAUUAAUUAAUAAACAAAUUUAAUUUAAAAAAAAAAGGUUACAUAUUGAAAUCUGUUGUUUUUGUUGUCACCUGAGGUUAUUUAUCUGGUGAGGACCACACUAUUGUUAUUUAGGCCCUGAUAAAUAAAAACAUAGAACUGAAAGAGGCUGUACUUUUAUUUUCCCCAUGACUGUACAAUUUCAUUCUCAGGAUUCUUGUUGGCUAAACAUUCAAAUGUCUAUAAAAUAAUUUCUGUAUACAGACUUGCUUGAAGAAAACAAACAGAUGUGCAGCAAAUGAUCUGGGAGAGGUCUGCUAGAGAUAAUAGCUAUGCAACUUGAUCCCUUUCAGUAGAAAAGCACAGAGGAACAGAUUUCACAAGACUUGCUUGAAGAAAACAAACAGAUGUGUGGCAAAUGAUCUGGGAGAGGUCUGCUAGAGAUAAUAGCUAGCUAACUUCACAUGGUAUUGAAGUCUUCACUGCUCUGAUUUGCUCCACUGAGAGAAGUCAGGCUGAGCUGCUCGAGGUGAUGGAGGAGAAGCAGAAAGCAGCAGAGAGGCAGGCUGAAGGACUCAUUAAAGAGCUGGAGCAGGAAAUCACUAUGCUAAAGAGGAAAGAUUUACAGUUGGACCAGCAUUCAAAUGCUGAAAAAUCUCCAAAAUAUUCAGAUUUACUUCUCCAUGUGCAGCCCUCCACACACCAAAAACUGGACUGAGAUCAGUAUUAAGUCUGAUCUCGGUAGGGAGACUCUGGGAACAUCUCUGUCUCAUCUUCACAAAGAGCUCAACAAUGAAAUGGAUAGAGAAAUGCAAAGGUUAACAAUUUGCUGUUAGCUAAUUGCCAGGGGGAGAUCUGGGAGCAGCCUGGGAGAGUGGGGCCUGCUUCUUCUAAGACACAUAAAGCCACCAUAUCUGCUGCUCAUUAAACAACACAGGACAGCUGGAUGCACGUAUGGGAGACUCUUUACACACUAUUCCAGCACAUGAUAAUUUGAACAAUAUUAUAUCCAUUUUUGAAAAUAUUCUUCCGUCAGAGGCGGAAAAAAAGACAUGAUAUUUGGUAUGUGGGUUCUAUAUAAUUCCCUAAUGUAAAUACCCCCAAAAUAAAUGACAAUCUCAUUUUAACCUCUUAGUGAAUGAGCCAGAAACAAAACUACAAAAAUUCUGCCACUGUCCAGUUGUGUACAGAUUGCAUUAUCCGUUCUUGUGGGUUCUUCUCUAUGCCCAUAAUAGAUACUAAGCCAGUCUUACUCUCUCCCCAAAGCAAGUUCUGGGCUUGGCUGAGGUUUACUGAGUA
Ictalurus furcatus (blue catfish) is the source of this 5444-nucleotide messenger RNA. RefSeq names its product butyrophilin subfamily 1 member A1. The transcript is spliced from 10 exons. The record is from RefSeq and is a predicted model, not a curated record. Gene Ontology annotation, molecular function: protein binding. NCBI's taxonomy places the organism in Eukaryota, Metazoa, Chordata, Actinopteri, Siluriformes, Ictaluridae. The coding region runs from base 2 to 1357 and encodes 451 amino acids.